This is a messenger RNA of Condylostylus longicornis, 5648 nucleotides long. RefSeq names its product probable multidrug resistance-associated protein lethal(2)03659. Gene Ontology annotation, cellular component: membrane. Lineage: Eukaryota; Metazoa; Arthropoda; Insecta; Diptera; Dolichopodidae. The record is from RefSeq and is a predicted model, not a curated record. Gene Ontology annotation, biological process: transmembrane transport. The coding region runs from base 1107 to 5306 and encodes 1399 amino acids. The transcript has 10 exons. Gene Ontology annotation, molecular function: ATP binding; ABC-type transporter activity; ATP hydrolysis activity.
UAACGGUUUAUCAUCUUAUUUUAAGAGGUUAGGGUUAUUUUAUUCGGGUUUUUAUUUCUUUUUGGUGCUAAAACUAAAUUCAUUUAAAAAAAAAUUAAUUUUUUCCUAUUAAUCAUCAAUUCGAAAAGAAGUGUUUCUAAAAAAUAAAAAUUAAUACUUCACUUCAUUAACACACAUCAGAAUCCGUAAAGUUGGAGUUUACGUCACAAGUAUUUUAUAUAAGAAUUAAUUUAAGAAUAUUUUUUUUUUUUUUUACUAAAAAGAUGUUAAAAAAGGUAUUUAAUGUUAAUAUUUAAAAAAUAUUAAAAACAAGAAUGUAAAUUAGACUGUUCAAUAAUUUAAAAAAAAAUAUUUUGGUUUGUAGGUAGGUGCAUACCUUAUUUGAUUCAUACCUACAAAAGUUAAAGUGUGAAAAUGUCAUUUUUGAAUUAAUUUGAAAAGUUAAUAAAGGUCAGUUACUAUAUAAAAGUGAAAAAAUUUUUAUAAAUUUUCUUGCACACGCAUAUACAUUUACAUAUAAAUAUAAUUUCAAUUUACAUACAUAUGUACAUAUACAAAGUAUUUAUCAAACAUAACAGCGAAAAGAGCAAACAAACUUAACAAACGCCAAAAUCAAUACGGAAAACUUCAAAAAUUUCGAUAAAACUAAAAUAACAUAACCUAUAUAAUAUUGUAUCUAUUGUACAUAUAAAUGUAUUAUAUACAUUAUAUGCCUUAUGUAGGUAAAGGGCAUAUUUUAUUUUACAAACUUAUUCAAAUGAAAUAGAAAAUAAAGUUAAGACUAUUAUGAAACAAAUUAGAAAAACAAAAUUCUUAAUUAUUUUUUCCAAAGUUAUAUAAAAUGUAUUAAUUUUGAGUGUAAAUUAAUGUGGUUAUAUUAAAAAUAACAAACCUAAUAUAAUAUUUCAUCCUAAAUGAAGAAAUUAACUCAAUAGCAAUCGAACUUUUAUAAAUAGAAUAAUAAUUUUCAUUACCAAUCGUCUGAAGAACUAAAGGAGGAGAACGAUUAUAAGACGUUAACAUUUCAUAUUAUUAUUUUGCUUAUGGAUUUUAUUACACUUCACAUAUAAUAAAUAAUAAUCAUAAAUAAAAUAUAAAGAUACAAAAUGGAAUCAGGAUAUUCAAAAACAUAUGAAAAUCUACCACGAAAUCCAAGAGAGAAGGCCAAUAUAUUUUCAUUUUUAUGUUUUGGCUACACAUUGCCAAUUUUUUGGAAAGGACGAAAAAAAGAUUUAGAUGAAAAGGAUUUAUAUAAAGCUUUAGAUGAACACAAAUCAGAAAUCCUUGGUGAUAAACUGUCCAAAGCUUGGGAAAAACAAUUAGAUGAACAAAUUAAAUCUGGCAAGAAACCUAGUCUACUAAAAGCAUGUCUAAAUGUUUUUGGUUUAAAAUUGAUGGCAUUAGGGAUUGUUUUAUUUUGUUUAGAGUUUGGUUUGAAAUUAACACAGCCAUAUCUACUAGGCCGCUUAAUAGAAUUUUAUUCAAAAGGAACUACCGGUGACAUGACAGAUGCUUAUAUUUUUGCGGCAGCUGUGAUAAUAACAUGUGCCCUAAGUGUUUUAAUAAUGCAUCCUUUCAUGUUUGGAACUUUACAUUUGGGCAUGAAAAUUCGUUUAGCUAUGUGCAGUGUUAUAUAUAGAAAAGCAUUACGUUUAAGUAAAACUGCACUUGGUGAUACGACAGCCGGACAAGUAGUAAAUUUAUUAUCAAAUGAUGUCGGUCGUUUAGAUUUAUCAAUAAUAUUUGUACAUUUCCUAUGGAUUGGACCACUAGAAGUUAUUUUGAUCACAUAUUUAAUGUGGAUAGAGAUUGAUUAUGGUGCUUUCACGGGAGUUGCUUUUAUGUUAGCUUUUAUACCAUUACAGGCAUAUAUGGGUAAAAAAACGUCAACACUCCGCUUAAAAACGGCUUUACGUACCGAUGAGCGAGUUCGUCUUAUGAAUGAAAUUAUACAAGGAAUUCAAGUAAUUAAGAUGUAUACAUGGGAGAAACCAUUUGCUAAAAUGGUUGAAUAUUGUAGAAGAAAAGAAAUCAAUUGUAUAACGAAAACAUCAUAUAUUCGCGGUGUUUUAUUAUCUUUUAUAAUGUUUUUAACUAGAGUAUCAAUUUUCAUGAGCUUAGCUACAUAUGCCUUACUUUACCGAUGUAUAGACGCACAAACUGCCUUUGUAAUAACAGCAUAUUAUAAUAUAUUAAGACCAACGAUGACUGUUUUUUUUCCACAAGGUAUUGGGCAAAUGGCUGAGACACUUGUUUCAAUUAAACGUAUACAAAAAUUUCUUCAAUAUGAUGAGACAGAAAUUAUACGACAAGAGAAUUUUAAAUCUGAUAAAUCUUUUAGUAAUAAUUCAACAGUAAAUCAAACACAAACAUCUAGUAAUCAUUCAACAGUAACUAAUAAUUCUGAUGAAAAUGCUGUACAAAGCCAAUCAACAGAUAUAGUUGAUAUCGAUAAUGUUGCGAUAAAAAAUGGUCCAACUAAAAAUGCUAUUUUAUCAGAAGCUGGAGUUGAUAUUAGUCACGUUAAAGCCAAAUGGGAUACGUUGUCCAAUGAACUAACGUUAGAUGAUGUUAGUCUUAGGGUCCAACCUGGAACACUUGUUGCUAUUAUAGGACCAGUUGGAGCUGGAAAAUCAAGUUUAAUACAAACAAUUCUUGGAGAAUUACCAAUUGACGAUGGUAAAAUUAAUAUCAAUGGAACAAUAUCGUAUGCUUCACAAGAACCAUGGUUGUUUACUGGAACAGUACGGCAAAAUAUAUUAUUUGGUUUACCGAUGGAUCGUAAACGUUAUAAAACUGUAGUAAAAAAAUGUGCCUUAGAACGAGACUUUGAGUUGUUCCCGUAUGGUGAUAAAACAAUUGUCGGUGAACGUGGAGCAUCUUUAUCUGGUGGACAAAAAGCUCGGAUAUCACUAGCAAGAGCAGUUUAUAGGAGAUGCUCAAUUUAUUUACUUGACGAUCCUUUAAGUGCAGUCGAUACCCAUGUUGGUAGACAUUUAUUUGACGAAUGCAUGCGAGAUUUUUUACGUGAAAAUAUAGUAAUAUUAGUAACACAUCAAUUGCAAUUUAUUCAACAUGCUGAUCAGAUAGUUAUCCUUGAUCACGGAAAAGUAAAAGCAGUCGGCUCAUAUGAUACUUUAAGGGAAUCCGGUUUAGAUUUUGCUGAACUUUUAGAAGCGCCCGAAGAAGAAGAGGUUAAAAGACGGAUGUCAGUUUCAAAACUACGCCUGAGACAAAAUAGUGAAACAUCAAUCAAUUCGCUGGAAGAACCAGAUCCAGAACAUAAUCAAAUGCAGGUAGCUGAAAUGCAUCAAAAAGGAGGUAUUGGUUUAAAACUCUAUGGAAAAUAUUUUAAAGCUGGAGGUGGAAUAUUUUAUGUUUCGUUUAUGUUGUCUAUAUGUGUGUUAGCUCAAAUAUUCGCAUCAGGCGGUGAUUGGUUUUUAUCUUAUUGGGUUAAAGAAGCAGCUGGUCCUGCACAAUUUUCACAACCUGGAUAUUUUGGAAGUGCAAACGAUUCCCAUGAUGCUGUUAAUAACAUGUACAACGCUACUCUUGAAAACAAUAUAAAAAGUGCUCUAAAUACAAGUCAUUUCGAUAACUCAACUGGUUAUAUCAACAAAUUAGAAUCAGAAGGAGUACUUCCAAAACUUCUAAAAGCACUUGGAAGUACAGAGGAAGAUACAAAUACAAUUGCAGUGUAUAUAUUUUCCGGAAUAACAAUUGGUACUAUUUUAAUAACAUUGUUUCGAAGUUUUCUAUUCUUUAACGUGGCAAUGAAAGCUUCCACUAAUUUACACAAUCAAAUGUUCAGAGGGAUAACGAGAGCCACAAUGUAUUUCUUUAAUACAAAUCCAUCAGGACGCAUUUUAAACCGAUUUUCCAAAGAUAUGGGCCAAGUAGACGAAAUUUUACCUUCAGUUAUGAUAGACGUUAUACAAAUUUUUUUACAAUUAUUUGGCAUUGUUAUAGUUGUUGCUAUUAUUAAUCCGUAUUUUUUGAUCCCAACAGUUUUAAUGGGCUUAAUUUUUUACCUAUUACGUAAUUUUUAUUUAAAAACAUCAAGAAACGUGAAACGUGUUGAAGCUAUAACAAGAUCUCCGAUUUAUUCACAUUUAGCAGCAACACUUUCGGGGUUAUCUACGAUACGUUGCUUUAACGCACAGGAAGUAUUAAAAAAAGAGUUUGAUAAUUAUCAAGACAUGCAUAGUUCUGCAUUUUUCAUGUUUAUUGCCACAAGUAGAGCAUUCGGAUUUUGGUUAGAUUGCUUUUGUGUAAUAUAUAUCGCUAUUGUAACUCUAAGCUUCUUUUUAUUCGGUGGAAAUGGGGGAAAUGUUGGCCUGGCUAUUACUCAGGCAAUGGGUCUGACUGGAAUGGUACAGUGGGGAAUGAGGCAAUCAGCGGAACUUGAAAAUACAAUGACAUCUGUCGAACGAGUGGUUGAAUAUGAGUCAAUUGAUCCUGAACCACCUCUUGAAUCCGACCCGGACAAAAAACCGCCACCAGAUUGGCCUCAGGAAGCGCAUAUUAAAUUUGAUAACUUAUCAUUGAGAUAUUUUCCAGACGAAAAAUCUGAAUAUGUUUUAAAAUCUUUAGAAUUCGAAAUAUUACCAAAAGAAAAAGUUGGUAUAGUGGGAAGAACAGGAGCUGGUAAAUCUUCGUUAAUAAAUGCAUUAUUUAGACUAUCAUACAACGACGGAAAAAUUGAAAUCGACGGGAGAGAUACAAAUCAAUUAGGUUUACACGAUUUAAGGAGUAAAAUUUCAAUUAUACCACAAGAACCAGUAUUAUUUUCAGGAACAAUGCGUUAUAAUUUAGAUCCAUUCAAUGAAUACUCUGAUGAAAAGCUAUGGGCAGCAUUGGAGGAAGUAAAAUUGAAACAAGCAGUUAGUGAAUUACUACAUGGUUUACAAAGUAAAAUAUCGGAGGGUGGUGCAAAUUUUAGUGUUGGACAACGUCAAUUAGUUUGUUUAGCUCGUGCUAUAUUAAGAGAAAAUAAGAUACUUGUUAUGGAUGAAGCAACUGCAAAUGUUGAUCCACAAACAGAUUUCUUAAUUCAAGCUACAAUAAGAACUAAAUUUGCCGAUUGUACCGUAUUAACUAUUGCACAUAGAUUGCAUACGGUGAUGGAUUCAGACAAAGUAUUGGUUAUGGAUGCUGGUCACGUAGUGGAAUUUGGACAUCCUUAUAAAUUACUAACAGAUUCUAAACCAAAAGUAUUUUAUGGUAUGGUGCAACAAACUGGAAAAUCUACUUUCGACACCCUGUUCAAAACUGCAGAAAAGGCAUAUAAGUCUAAAACCGAGUAAAUUUUUGGAGUAUACAUUCCAAUAAAUAAACCCUAAAACGAAUUUAGGCUAAUAAUGUUCAAUUUAACAGUUUCAUGAAACAAAAUACUUAAUGCCUGAAUGUCUUAAAAACUGGAAUCCUAAUUCCAGUUAUACUUAAUUUGAAAUAAAGACUUGAAAUUAUUAUGUAUGUGCAUUAAUAUAAAUAUAGUUGUAAGUUUAUUUUUGUUUCUAUCAACAAUAAAUUCAUUUUUGAUAUUUGUUUAUUAUGUACACAAUUAAUUUAAAUUAAAGAACUGCAAAUUCUUAUUUUGUACGAUUAAAAAAAAAUUUUUUUUAUAUUAAAAAAUUUAUAUUAGAUCA